Microcebus murinus (gray mouse lemur) is the source of this 1572-nucleotide messenger RNA. Lineage: Eukaryota; Metazoa; Chordata; Mammalia; Primates; Cheirogaleidae. The record is from RefSeq and is a predicted model, not a curated record.
CAGGUUCGCCUCGCCGGCCUAACCCGUAGCGAGGCUGGCCUCUUCCCUGCAGCCUUUCGUGUCUGCCUCUGCCCUGGGCUUAACGCCGCGGUGAGGGAACUCUUGGGCAAGAGAAACAACAGAACUAUAGCAAUGCUGUUAAUACCCGGCGGUUAAGAGCACAGAGGUUUCCAAACUUUGCUUAGAGCCGCCUGGGAACGUUCACAAUCCGGAUGUCCAGCUUACACCUUAUACCAAUUAAACCAGCAUGCCUGGAGAUGGCGUUUUAAAGCUCUCCAUGUGAUUCCAGUGUGCAGUCAAGUCUGGGAGCCACAGGCCUGGACUCCGGCGUCAGGUUGCCUAGGUCCUCAUCCUGACUCUACCGCUUAGCCAGACGUGUGUCUGCAAGUUUCUGCAAGAAGCUGAAGACUUUAAGUGACAAGUCAAGAGAAGCAAAAGUAAAAAGCAAACCCAGGACCGUUUCAUAUUUGCCAAAGUACUCUGCUGGACUGGAAUUACUUAGCAGGUAUGAGGAUACAUGGGCUGCACUUCACAGAAGAGCCAAGGAAUGUGCAAGUGCUGGAGAGCUGGUGGACAGUGAGGUGGUCAUGCUUUCGGCACACUGGGAGAAGAAGAGGACGAGCCUCAUAGAGCUGCAGGAGCAGCUGCAGCAGCUCCCAGCUUUAAUGGCAGACUUAGAAUCCAUGACAGCAAGUCUGACUCAUUUAGAGGCUAGUUUUGAGGAAGUAGAAAAUCACCUGCUGCAUCUGGAAGAUCUUUGUGGGCAGUGUGAAUUAGAAAGAUGCAAACACAUGCAGUCCCAGCAACUGGAGAAUUACAAGAAAAAUAAGAGGAAGGAACUUGAAACGUUCAAAGCUGGACUGGACGCAGAGCACGCCCAGAAGGUCCUGGAAAUGGAGCACACCCAGCAAAUGAAGCUGAAGGAGCGGCAGAAGUUUUUUGAGGAAGCCUUCCAGCAGGACAUGGAACAGUAUCUUUCCACCGGGUACCUGCAGAUCGCGGAGAGGCGGGAGCCCAUAGGCAGCAUGUCAUCCAUGGAAGUGAACGUGGACAUGCUGGAGCAGAUGGACCUCAUGGACAUAUCCGACCAGGAGGCCCUGGACGUCUUCUUGAAUUCAGGCGGAGAAGAUAAUGCUGCCCUGUCCCCUGUCUUAGGGCCGGAAUCCAAUACUUGUCAGAAUGAAAUUAUGCUUCAGGUUCCAAAUCCCUCAGAAUUACGAGCCAAGCCACCUUCCUCAUCCUCGCCAUGCACUGACUCGGCCACCCAGGACCCCAGCGAAGGCGGGGAGUCCCCCCUUGUUCAGUCCGAUGAGGAGGAGGUCCAGGUGGACACCGCCCUGGCCACUUUACACACCGACAGAGAGGCCACUCCAGAUGUGAGUGAUGACAGCGACUCUUAAAUAGGGCAUUCACGUUCUCUGACUACGUUCAAAUCAGGUUUCAGCUGUGCACAGAAUUCCACCUGUGAAGUCAGGUGGUUUUAUGGAGGUUCUUGAUUUUUUUUAUACAAUUGCCAAUAACGUGUGAGAAGCUGACUGAGGAGCUAACAAUAAAGUUUUGAGGACUUGAAAC